AUGGCUGGUCAAUUGAAGACUCUAAUUACGUUACUAUUAUCAUUUACAAUACUGUCAUAUGUUAAUGGAGACGAACCACCACGGUUCAUAACUGAUAUAACUUCCCUACAAUUACGAGAAGACCUCCCUCUAGGAACUGAGAUUCUGGUUCUGAAUGGAUAUGAUGCAGAAGGACCCGUUCAUUAUGCAUUGUAUGAUGAUAUUUCCCAAGAACUUCUGGACGUCAAUUCCGUGAAUGGCUCGGUGAAACUAAAAAAAUCACUUGACAGGGAGGUGAAUCCACAUCAUGAAGUGAUAUUUUCUGUUGUUGAUAAUAUGGGACAACAGCAACCGAUGGAAACAUCUAUAUAUGUGCUUGAUGUAAAUGACAAUGCCCCAGUCUUCGAGAACACACCUUAUAAAGUAUCCAUAUCUGAGAAUGUGACUGUAGGAACCACAAUUUUUGAAAUCAGUGCAACAGAUUCUGACUCUGGGAGGAAUGGUAUAAUAUUUUUUUCGUUCUCAACGGAGAUUAAUUCCUUCUCCAUUCCAUCACCAAAUAGAUACGUAAUAAUAAAUCAGCCAUUAGACUAUGAGGAUAUCAAUAUAUAUGAAUUAACAAUAGUGGCAACGGAUCAAGGCAUUCCACAACAAAGUAGUGAGGCAUCGUUAAUUAUCAAAGUAACUGACGUGCAAGACAACCCGCCAAUGUUUACAGGAUUGCCGUAUACCACAUCAGUGGAUGAAAACUCUCCCACAACUUUGGUAGUUCAGACUGUCAGAGCCUUUGACCAAGAUAUUGGACUUUCUAAUCAAAUAUCUUAUUCUAUAGUCAGUGCUUCUGUGCCCGAACUGUUUACUAUCAAUGCUGAUACUGGUGAGAUUAGGGGACAAAGAUUAAUUGACAGAGAAGCUGAAGGAUUUCCUGGUUAUGUCACUUUAACAGUAGAGGCAUUGGAGGUUGGUCCAGAUGGUGGUGAUUCUGCACAGACUGAAUUUACAAUCACUAUUAACGAUGUCAAUGAUGAAUCACCAUUGUUUAGCCAAGCAGAAUACAGUAUUACUGUGUCUGAGAAUGCUCAUAUCGCAUUGCCAUUAGAUAUCCAUGUCAGAGAUAGAGACCAGGGAGAGUUUUCUACAAUAAGUUUGUCAUUACAUGGACAGUACAGUGAACUAUUCCGAUUGGAGCCAUCAAGAGUGUUAGGUGAAGCUGACGUGAUUAUACUGGUGGACCAUCCUCUGGAUUAUGAAACUGCAGUACAAUAUCAACUUUAUAUAUAUGCAAAUGAGACUGCUGACAUCACUCAUUUUGAUAUGACUCGUGUAAGAAUCACAUUAAUUAAUGAAAAUGAUAACCGACCAAUCUUCAGCUCCCAGUCUAUCACUGUUGAUGUCAAGGAGGAUCUCCCAGUAGGGAGUAAUGUUACCAUGGUUACAGCAACCGAUGAUGAUAUUGGUAUCUAUGGAGACAUCACCUAUACAAUAUCAGGAGCUGAUCAAUUUAUAAUUGAUGCAGAGCUUGGUGUUAUCAGCUUAAUCCAAUCAAUAGAUUAUGAGCUCAGUCUAAGGUAUCAACUCACAGUACGAGCCGAAGAUGGUGGUAAUCCGGCCGAAGCGGACAACACACGAGUUAUCAUUAAUGUGAUUGACGUCAAUGAUAAUCCACCAGUAUUCAAAGACAGUGAAUACUUUGCUACUAUUGAGGAAAAUACGGUUUAUUUAAAUAAAUCUAUAGUCAGAAUAAGAGCCACAGACAGAGACUCUGCCCCAUAUAACCAAAUAACCUACCAUAUUCUGGAUGCUCCGAGCGAGGACCAGUUCAGCGUGACAACCGAUGGUGUAAAUGGUUUUGUCUUCGUUAAUACACCUGUUGAUUAUGAAGAGCUAAUUGAUGGCGGAUUAACUUUAACACUGUCAGCAGAAGAUCUGGAUGGUCUAAGUGAUGUUGCAGUACUUUAUAUUGAAGUCUUAGAUAAAAAUGACCACGGUCCAGAGUUUACUCAUCAGACUUAUAACGUGUCUGUCUUUGAAGAUAUCCAAACUAGUGAUACAGUAACCACGGUGACUGCUAUUGAUGGAGACAUGUCAAGUGCUCUGGGCACGGAGUCUAUAGUAUACUCGGUAUCACAGCCAGGUGUGUUUCGAAUCAACCCUGGAACUGGUGAAAUUACAACAACAACAUUCCUUGACAGAGAUAUGGGUGUGGAUUCUUACAUAGUGCAGGUACUAGCUGUAGAUGGUGGUCAUGGCAAUGAACAAAAAACUGCUACAUCAAUGGUGUACAUCACAAUUCUUGAUGUAAAUGACAACAAUCCUGUCUUUGAAAAUGUAAGGCAAACUGUGUAUAUUGCUGAAGACCAGCCUAUUGAUACAGUUAUUGGAAAUGUUACUGCCAGUGACCUAGACUUUGGAAUGAAUGGUGAUAUCAUCUAUUCUUUCAUUAGUGGAAACACCGAUGAUGUAUUUUCAAUUGGUUUAUUUGAUGGGGAAAUCUUGAUAAAGAAAGAGCUGGAUUAUGAUGAUCUCUAUCAAGUUUAUAUUCUGGAAAUAUUGGCUCAUGAUCAGGGGGUUCCUGUUGAUCCAGCUACUGGUUCUGCUACCGCCACUGUUACUGUGAGUGUUAUUGAUGUCAAUGACAAUAGUCCAGUCUUUGAAUACACUGUAUACCAGUUUGCUGUUAGUGAAGAAGCUGAUCCAGGAAUAACUAUAGGCAUGAUAAGAGCAACUGACAUGGAUUCUACUACCAAUGCAUACAUUGAUUAUAAUAUUACAGAUGGUAACAUAGAUGGUUCAUUUAACAUGAAGAGAGUAGGAUCAGGAGAGAUUAUUUUAGAAAGACAACUAGAUCGUGAAAAUAUUGACAUGUAUGGGUUAACAGUGAUAGCAAGUGAUAGAGGCAUACCUAGACACAGUGCGGUGUGUUACGUUACAAUCAUAGUACGUGAUGUCAACGACAAUGACCCAAUAUGGAUUGAUGAGCCAUAUAUGACAACGAUAUCAGAAGAUGUUGAUAAUGGAACUUACGUCUUUCAGGUUUCAGCCAUAGAUGCAGAUAUUGGUAGUAACCAGUUAUUGGUAUACGAGAUCAAUCCGUUCACUCCAUACUUUAAAGUGGACAGCGCAAGUGGUGUGAUAACAACAACAGAUGUACCAUUGGACAGAGAAAUGAACACAGCUCAAGAAAUCAUUCUCACUGUGAAAGACAGUGGAAGGCCGUUACGAAGAAGCAGCCAUUCAGCUAUUGUGCAUGUGACAGUACUGGAUAUCAAUGACAAUGUUCCGGUAUUUGAAGACACUCCAUAUAUCGGAAGUGUUGUGGAAAAUCAGCCAGCAGGGACCAGUGUAAUCCAGGUCUCUGCAUCUGAUUUGGAUUUUGGAGAGAAUGGAACCGUCUCUUACUUCAUCGUAUCGCUGGAACCAAAUACAAACAAUUUUGACAUGAAUUCAUCAACUGGUCUUAUCACACUGACACACCCAUUAGACAGAGAAUACAUCCAAGCUUACAACAUAACCAUACAGGCAAGAGACGGAGGAAUGGACCCCAAUGUUGCCAUAGCAACUGUUCAGAUUGAAAUAGAGGAUGACAAUGAUCACAGUCCGUUGUUUACUGCAAACAGUUAUGAGGUGUCUGUACUGGAAAACGCAACUAGAGGUACUUCACUCAUUGUCCUCUCUGCCUCUGAUGGAGAUAUAGGAACCAAUGCAGAUAUCAAUUACUUUAUCACCCAUGGCAACCAAGAUGGCAAGUUCCAAAUCCAUUUUCAGUCAGGAUUAGUACAAACCUCUGCGUUUUUGGACAGAGAGGUUGUUGAAGAAUAUAACUUGACCAUUGAGGCGAUUGACAAUGGCGUGUAUGCGAAGACAGGGACAUGUUAUGUCACUGUGAACGUACUGGACAUCAAUGAUAACAGACCCAUAUUUACAGAGAGUAACUAUGAUGUUACUGUGAUGGAAAAUGUCACACAGGAUUAUACUAUUGUCACUGUACAUGCUUUAGAUGCUGACAUUGGUGAGAACGCUAAGAUCACUUACGCCAUAAUUGCCGGCAACACGCAAAACAGUUUUGUGAUUGACAGUAACUAUGGCGAUAUCAGAAGAAAUGAACAACCACUUGACAGGGAAACUGAAGAGUCAUAUAUAUUAACUGUGGAAGCGUCUAAUAAUGAUAGCAAUAUGUUCAGAUCACAAGUUCGUGUUAGCAUGAUGGUGUAUGACGUGAACGAUGAAAAACCAGUUUUCACCCAGUCAGUGUACUAUAGACCUGAUCUAAGCGAAAGUGCCGGUAAAGGAACGUCGGUCAUACUUGUGUCUGCUGAAGAUCCUGAUCUGUCUGAUGGUGGACGUGUCGUCUAUAGCAUCACCGCCGGCAAUGAUAUGGAUGAGUUUUCCAUCGACAGUAGCACUGGGCUCAUCACAACGGAUGCAGCACUGGACUAUGAGACCAAAAAUAACUAUAGUUUGGUUGUCAUGGCAGUAGAUCAGUCACCACCUUAUCAUUCAGGCACUGCCAGCGUUGUCGUAAUCAUCGUCAACAUCAACGAUGAGCCACCAUCAUUUAAUCAGACAAGAUAUUAUAGUACUGUCAAAGAAAAUGUCGCAAUUGGUACAUCAGUUGUUAAGGUGACUGCAGUAGAAUAUGACAAUCAGAAUCCCAUACAAUAUGAAUUUGAUCCAAACACCAACCCGGAAGCCAUGGCAUUGUUUACUAUAAACAUUGAUAAUGGACUGAUCUCUACUAUAAAUGAGAUUGACCGUGAAAUAAGAGGUUUCUAUACGAUAACUGUACUUGCCAAUGACGGUGGUACUGAGAAAGGAUCCACAACAGUUUGGAUAACUGUUUUAGACAAGAAUGACAAUGCACCCAGUUUUGACGUCUUCUCUGACAUCAGCGUAUCGGUUAAAGAAGAGAUGUACACUCCUGUUGGCUCUAUGAUUGGUCGAGUUAAGGCAACAGACAGAGAUGAAGGCAUUAAUGCCAUGGUGAAUUAUGAAAUUAUAGAUGGAGAUGUUAACAAUAUGUUUAAUAUUACUACAAAUACGGUUAAUGAAGGCAUUAUAAAGAAUAUCCAACUGUUGGACAGAGAAGUCAAAGAUACAUACCGACUUAUUGUGUCUGCUUAUGACAGCGGUGACGUACCACUGAACACCAGUAUGAUAGUUACUAUUAAUAUAGAAGACGUCAACGAUAACAUUCCUAACGUGGGUGGUGGAACUAUCAUUACUACAGUAUAUGCUACUGAUGAAGAUAUUGGAAGCAAUGGGGUUUUGAAAUAUUACAUUGUUGAUGGUAAUACUGAUGGUACUUUUAGAAUGGAUAGAAAUACUGGGGAAAUCAGCACACGGCCGGAUCCACCUGACAGAGAAAAACAAGAUUUUUAUAACUUGACGGUCUUAGCUGAGGAUGAAGGUGAUGAUGUCAUUCAACAGGUGACUGUGACCGUAUUGGAUAUCAAUGACAUUGUGCCGUAUUUUGACGCCUCCUUUCUGGGUGUCUAUGAAAUAGCUGAAGAUACAUCUGGUCCGUUUAUAGGAACAUUUCGAGCUACGGAUUUAGAUGAGGGCAACAAUGGUCACAUCCAGUAUUCUUUGUAUGGUGAUAUUUAUGAUGAAUUCAGUAUAUCUCCAAGUGAUGGCGAUUUAAGAGUCAGAAGAGGUGUGGAAUUAGACAGAGAGAGGAUUGAUAUUUAUAACAUAACACUCAUUGCAACUGACAUGGGUAAUCCUCCAUUGAGUGGAUCAUUAGACAGAGAGACAACGUCCAUGUAUAUAUUGACAGUUACAGCAAAAGACAACCCUGAGAAUCCAACCAAUGCUAGAAGAGAUGGUACUGAGUUGAUUGUCACCUUGUUAGAUGAGAAUGACCAGAUUCCAACCUUUACACAGUCACUGUAUUCCGGGCACAUUGAAGAGAACUCACAGGAAGAUAACACUGUUACAAUGGAUGAUGCUGUACUUGCUGUGGAUGCCGAUUUCGGUAAUAACUCUGUGAUUACAUAUUCAAUCAGUGGAAAUGGAUCACAAUACUUUUAUAUUCAUCAACACACAGCAACUAUACAUGUCAAGGAGACAAAUUCCUUAGACAGGGAAGCUGAAAAUAUUUACAGAUUUCUAGUAACAGCAAUCGAUAUUGGUGGAUUGAACAGCAGUGCUGAGAUUGUAGUGAAUAUUGUCGAUGUCAAUGAUAAUAGUCCUGUAUUUACACCAAGCAAUAUGACGGUAUUUAUACCAGAAAAUGUUGUAGGAGGUCAUGUGGUAAUGGAAGUAUUGGCCAUUGAUGCUGAUAUCGGUCUUAAUCAAGAGGUUACUUACCGCGUGGAGAGUGGUGGUCAGGAUAAGUUUACUAUUAAUCCAAACACUGGACUCAUUAAAGUGAGUAUAGCUAGUACAUUGGACCGGGAGCAGAGAGAUCAGUAUACCCUGGUUGUCAUAGCAACCGAUAGGGGGAAUCCUUCUCAAUCAGGUACCGGAACCGUCUCCAUCAUUGUUGGUGACAUCAAUGAUACACCACCAUCUUUUACUGUCCUGUCUCAGAAUUUUUACCUCCGUGAAAACAGCCCAGUUGGAACAACUGCUGCUUGGGUGAUAGCAGUGGAUCCAGAUUUUGACAGUCUUUUGCAGUAUUCUAUCGUUUCCAUAGCAGCCAUUGAUGAGGAAGACAAUAUUGUUGCAGACUCCAACUUGUAUGAGAAUUGGUUUUCGAUCAAUGAGUUUUCAGGUACCGUCCAGGUAGCUGGCAUUCUUGACAGGGAGAAUGUAUCCGUAUUUCAACUCACUAUAUCAGCUGUUGAUUUAUCAUCUCAGUACAAUGGCAGUAGACAUAGCAACCCCAAUGCUGAAGUAUCAAUACAUCUACUGGACGUGAACGACAACGAUCCAGUCUUUCAACCACCAGGGCUUGAGUACAUACAUGAACAACUUGUUGAACAAAGUCCUCUUGAUACAGUUGUUACAACGUUCACUGCUUUGGACAGAGACAAAGGUUUACAAGGAAUGGUUCGCUAUGAGAUUGUUGACAAUAAAACAGAUUUGUUGCAAAUCAGUGACCCUGCCGUAGGUGUGAUCACAGUUAAUGGAGUAGUGGACAGAGAAAUUUAUCAGUGGCUGAAUUUUACUGUUAAAGCCUGGGAUUUCGGAAACCCUCCUCGGUACUCCCAAAUCCCGGUGUUUGUAGAAAUACUGGAACUCAACGAUAACAAUCCAAUAUUCAGACAGUCCUUGUAUGAAACAUCCGUUGUUGAAAAUGCCAUCGCUGGCACUGAAAUAUUGGUUGUCAUAGCAACGGAUGCUGAUAGUGGUAGUUAUGGUGAAGUGCGCUAUAUGUUGGCUGGAGGUGCUGGGAAAUUUACAGUUGAUGAGAUAACAGGUGCAAUAUCACUGGUUCAUAGCUUAGACAGAGAAAUUCAAUCUGAAUACACAUUGACUGUCACUGCCAAAGACAAUCCCACCGGUUUGUCUAGCGAUCGUAGAGAAAACUCUGUUCUGGUGAUUGUGGAUGUUCUUGAUGUAAACGAUAAUGUCCCCAUUCCAGGGGCUGCAAAUUAUCGAUUUGAAAUUCUGGAGAAUGUACCUGUUUACUCUGCUGUUGGUACAGUAGUUGCACAUGAUGCAGAUUCAGGUGCAAAUGGAGUUUUACAGUAUAUAAUAAGUGAAGUAUCAGAAGAUGAUUUAUUUGACAUAAAUUCUUCUGAUGGUCAGAUUUUCACAAUAAAUUCACUGGACAGAGAAUCCCUUGGUAAUAAGGAAAUGGUAUCUAUGGUCGUUAAGAUUCAAGACCAAGGUGUAGAGCAUCAUGAAGUGACUGUACCUGUAUUAAUUACCGUACUUGAUGUCAAUGAUAAUAGUCCAUACUUUGCAUAUGCAAUGUACAAUGUUACACUAAGUGAAGAUGACUUUGGUGGCACACUGGUAUAUCAAUUCAGUGCAGUGGAUUUGGAUCAAGAUCCUGUUAUUACUUAUACUUUAUUAGAUGCAGACUUGUACAGUGAGUUCACAGUGUCAGAACAAACCGGGGCACUGACCACUGUCAGCUCUUUGGAUCAUGAAAGUCGACCAGAAUACCUGCUAACUAUUGAAGCCAGUGAUGAGGAUGGGAAUGUAGGAACAACUCAGUUAUAUAUUAGAGUGCUAGACACCAAUGACCAAGCACCACUAUUUGCGAUCACAUUAUAUCAGUUUUCAGUCAAAGAAAAUGAGUCAGUUGGCUCCCUCGUUGGACAAGUUGUAGCAACUGACUCUGACUCUGUAAUGGAACACAGUAAAAUCUUUUAUCACAUCAUUAAUGGUAAUCCUGACAACGAUUUUUAUCUGAAUGAAAACACUGGUGUGGUAUUAAUUAAUAAACAACUAAACAGAGAAAGUCGAGCCAUGUAUGAGUUAGAGAUUGAAGCUCGCAACGUCGCUGAUGGCAUCCAGUCUAACGUUACUCUGUAUGACUUAGCAACUGUGAUCAUAUCCAUUGAGGAUAUCAAUGAUGAAGCACCUAUGUUUACAAAACAGCAAUACUCUCGAAGGAUUUUAGAAAAUGAGCAAAUAGAUACGUCAAUAAUAACAGUGACAGCUGUGGACUUUGAUGAUGGCACCAAUGGUGAGGUGUACUAUGCCAUAGAGGAAGGCAACUACAAUGUGUAUGUUAAAAAACUUGUUGCUGUGGUUAGCUGCAAUACUAACCAAGAACCAGGUUACUUUAUAACCACUGUGAUUGCCACAGACGGUGAUUUGGGUGAUAACGGCGUGGUGAUAUACGAUUUCUUUAAAACAGAGGGUGACAAUGAAGACUGGCAGAAUUUCUACAUUGACGAGACUCGCGGUGAUCUGUACACCACGUUUACAGCUGACAGGGAACUCAAAUCAUUCUAUACGAUUGUCUUGUUAGCUAAGGAUCUUGGUGAACCCCAAUUUGAGUCGACCCAAGCAGUUACAAUAAAAGUGCUGGAUGAAAACGACAACAUACCAAUCUUCAGUAAUGUUGAGGUUGCCCAAACCAUGUACAUUUCUGAACACUCCACCAAUGGUACAAUAGUUGGUGAAAUUGAACAAGCCAUAGACUUAGAUGAAGGGGACAAUGCCAAGGUCUAUUAUUACUUUGCAGGUGGAAAUUCUGAUGGUUAUUUUGAAAUUGAUAAGACAACUGGAAUUAUUAUUUUGAUGAAAGAAGUGGACAGGGAGAAAGUGAAUCAGUUUGUUUUGACAGUGAAAGCGUCAAGUGAUCCUGAUUUCGGUGAAGACAUUGAAGAGAGACGCAGACGUGAAGUAAUUGAACCAAUAGAUAUGAAUGAUAUUAAUGAUCCAACGCUUAAGACGGUUGUAAUUAAAGUUGUUGAUAUUAACGAUAAUGGUCCACAAUUUCCCCGGGAUGAGUAUACUGCAGGGUUGUCACUUGAUGCUAAAUAUGAAUCUAAGCUGAUCACAGUAACGGCCAAAGAUGAAGACACUGGAAAUAACAGUAUUGUGUAUUACAGUAUACUGUCUAUUUACCACUUGGACACCACGACUGACUUACCCCCGAGAGUACAGCCAAAUGCCUUCAAGAUUGGAAGACUUGAUGGAAUUAUUCGAACAAAUGAACUUUUUGUAUCUUUUUACCAUGGUUAUUUUGAGCUGAAUGUCUUGGCUGAAGAUAAUGGACAUAAGAAUGAUACAGCGAUUGUGAAGAUUUAUAUGUUAAAAGAUAAUCAAAGAGUAAAGAUUGUAUUCAACAACGAUCCCGAUACUGUGAAAGAAUUCACUGAUCAAUUCAUUAGUUUGAUUGCUAAUAUCACAGGUGCUUUAGUCCAUGUUGAUGACAUACAGUAUCAUAUAUCAGACACUGGUGGUGUUGAUUUUAAAAGGACGGAUAUGUUAAUUCAUGCGGUAGACCCAAACACUAAUAGUAUUAUGGAUGUACACCACAUCAUUGAACUUAUUGAUGCAAAUUAUGCUGACUUAGAAAACUUUUUCAAAGUUUACAAUGUCAUAGAAAUUGUGCCGGCCGUACCGUCUAGAGAAGAAGAUCGUAUAUCAUUAUUAGAAGCAGCACUAGUUGCCAUUGGCAUCAUGUUAUUUAUCGGCGUGCUCAUUUACAUCUUCUGCAUAUGUUGGAUCAGACACAAACAUAAAAAUAAAUUAGAAGCCAUCGCAACCUUCUCCUAUGGUGCAUCUACUUCUGAUCUACUCAGAGAUUCAAGUUACCAAGGAUCCAACCCACUAUGGAUUGAUAAUUACAGCUGGAUCAGUGAUUGGCCGGAAAGCCUGUCACAUUUUGAACGAGAAUAUGAAGCACAGGAGUUAACAAUGGAUUUCUUCCAUGAUGACGAUGGUUCCAUGAGAGACACAUCAAGUUUGAUGGCUAAGAGACACAUGAAAACUUUCAGUCCUUUGCCAAAUGGCAUUGAUAGACGAUCACAGUCACCUCCGAGUGCAGAGAGUCGAUCUCCUUCUGGAAGUGAUUUUGAAAUAGAGCUUAUACAGUCAGUGACUAGUGGGGAGUCGGAUACCGAUGAGUCACCUGGAGUGUUGGGUGCUAACGGCAAUAAUACUGAACAAGAAUUGAGCAACGAUUAUGUUGGACUGAAAGAUUACUCAAUUUUUAUAACUCCAAGGAGAAUGCUGACUCCAAUUUCUGAAGAAGAUUCUGGUUCUUUAACAUCUUCGUGUAAAACAGAUACAAUGAAAACAACCGGGUCCAGAUUUUCUGGAAUCCAGAGUGAUUACGAGGAAGAUGAGAGUGAGGAGAGUAAUGAUGAACGUUUGACAUUGACAGUGUUGGAUAACCUUGAUUCAUCAUUUCGCAUAAAUGAGAAAGGUGCAUCUGGAGCUGUGAAUCACUCGGACAAGUAUCAACCUCUAGAGAAUCACUCAUCGCAGGACACGGAUUCAGAGUCGUCAUCUGGAUCUGAUGGUGCUUAUCAAAUUUAUCAUGUUAAUUCCGAACCCAGAGAUUUCAGUUUGAACAUUCCUCUGGAUGACAGAGAUGCUGCUCCUCUUACUCAACCGCAGUACUUAGAGGCGAAUCAUGGUGUCGAGAACAAUGCUUUUGAAUAUGACUUUAUGGUCUUUAAAAGCUCUGAUGAAGACAAUUCUGAUUCUUCCAAGGAAAGUAUACAAGUGUCGGACAUUGACAAUAGAAACACAAGUAAUAUUCUAUCAGCGGCACUUGCUCAUUCAGAGUUGGAAACAUUCCUUUAG
Molecule: messenger RNA, 11142 nt
Organism: Saccoglossus kowalevskii
Lineage: Eukaryota; Metazoa; Hemichordata; Enteropneusta; Harrimaniidae
Product: cadherin-23
Biological process (GO): homophilic cell-cell adhesion
Cellular component (GO): plasma membrane
Molecular function (GO): calcium ion binding
Source: RefSeq, a predicted model, not a curated record